Messenger RNA from Episyrphus balteatus (marmalade hoverfly), 763 nucleotides. RefSeq lists its product as uncharacterized. The record is from RefSeq and is a predicted model, not a curated record. Lineage: Eukaryota; Metazoa; Arthropoda; Insecta; Diptera; Syrphidae. The transcript has 5 exons. Bases 98 to 607 code for a protein of 169 amino acids.
UAUUAAAAAACCGUUAUGUGUCAAAAAAUAUGAAUUCCGCAUGGCUAUAAAAUAUUUUUAUUUGCAAAUUAUUGUAUAAUUAUUAUUAAAAAAAAAAAUGGAAACUAAACGUACUUUUCAAAAGAAGCUUACAGCGCUUGGUCUUUAUGAAAAAGGAAUGGAUUUGGAUCAAAUGCGACAAAUUAUGAAAGCUGUCGAUGAAUCCAUAUCGGAGACUUCAUUCAACGCUCAAGACUUGGAACUUGCUUUGAAAGAAAGUGAGCGCGAUUUUGCACCUGGAAAUAUUUGUAAUUCAACUAUGGUUGGUUUAUCUGAAAACACAAACGUUUUAGAAUCUUCAUCAUUUGGCCAUUUACAACGCAGCUUUGGCUCCCUUUUUACUACAUCCUUUAGUACUCCAGAAGAAGCUGAGUGUGUUGAAAGACUGACAGUCAAAGCUGAAGUUCAUCAUGAGUUGAAUUGGACUCCAAAAAAAGCAUCACCAAAACACGAUGAAGAAACAAUGAAGCGUUUGUCUAGGAAACGUGCUGCCGAUGCCAUGUCUCAGGAUGAUUCUGGAAUCAUUGUUUCAUCCAAUAGUAGUUUGUAUGAAACAACAAAUUUUUAAAGUUUUUUUAAGUUGUUUUUUGUUUCUUCUUUUUUAUUUUUUGCAUUUAAAGUUAUUGUGUUAUUUUGUUAAUUAAUCAUUGUGUUUGCUUGUAAUAAUUUGAAAUUAUGGUUUUAGUUUUUGUUAAAUAAAGCGCACCUAUUAAGUUUGUAUACA